Molecule: messenger RNA, 4806 nt
Organism: Calliphora vicina (urban bluebottle blowfly)
Lineage: Eukaryota; Metazoa; Arthropoda; Insecta; Diptera; Calliphoridae
Gene: egg
Product: eggless
Exons: 12
Coding region: 122-4663 (1513 amino acids)
Biological process (GO): heterochromatin organization; negative regulation of gene expression
Cellular component (GO): nucleus
Molecular function (GO): histone H3K9 methyltransferase activity; protein binding; DNA binding
Source: RefSeq, a predicted model, not a curated record
UUUUUCACAUACAUAUUUUCUUGAAAAUAAUAGCUAAAUUAAUUUGGAAAAAAGAAAUUUAAUAAAAAAAAGGUGUUUAGAACGUGUUCUCCACUUAUGAUAUAUAAAAGUUCUUAUAAAUAUGUCUGAAUCUGAAACAAAUGUUAAUAAGCUGGGGCAGGAUGCAAAUGAUACACCCCCAGCCACAGUAGUGACGACAAAUACAGAAAUGCCGGCUUUGGAAAGUGCAUUUAGGGCUCUAGAAGAAAUUGCAAAUGAUGAUUUUAAUCUUAUAAUGCCGGAGUCAGAUCAAAUACCUGAUGUUGAUGACCAGGAUAUGGAAAAUAUAGAAGAAACGCCAGCCAAUGAAGUAAUGCAAAAUCUAAGUUCAACCGGUCUGGAACAUACGGACGAAAAAUUGGAGCUUACUGCAGCUGAAGCAGAAAGUUUUAUGUCCGAUACAGAUUUUGAAAACAUAGAUUCUACGAUCGAGCAUGCUGUGGAAGAAACAGGACAAAUCAAAGACUCUAUAAAUGUUGCCUUGUCCGAGGAAUGUCCUAAAGAAAUUGCUGAUAUUGUACAAGAAAAUUUAGAUAUUAGUGUAAAAGAAGACGCAGCUUUAAAAUGCGUUGAAACUCAAGAAGAGAAUUUGCCUAAAGAAAGUGUUAAAUCUCCAUUAAAAGAAAUGCCUGAAUUGGAAGCAGGAAUACAAGAAACAGAAAAUAAAGAAAUUUCAAAUGAGCAGGAAAUUUGUAAAGCUGAAGAAAAAACAAAUACUGUUAAAGUUGAGACAGCUGUAGUAGUGGAUGACAAAACUUUGCAUCUAGAAGAAAUAGAUAAAAAAAUCGAUAGCUCCGAACCUGCUAUCUUAGCCACCAAAGACGUUGAAUCGUCUUUGACUGAAGUUCAAGAAGAUGUAAAGGAUACAGUAGUAAAGGAAAAUGUUCUUGGUGAAUCUGUCUCUAUUGAAGAAAAUAAUGCUAUUAAAGAAAAUAAUGAUAUUGCAAAUCCUGCAGAUGAAUCAAUAGAACCAAUGGACACUUGUGAUAGUCAGGAAUCCAUUAAUUUGGUAAUUGAUGAAACAUCAAAUAUAACGGAGACUAAAGAUGAACUUUCGGACAUCAACAAAACCGAUGACGACACAAAUAUGGCAGAAGAUCUAAAGGAAAGUGUCACUGAAAACGAAAAUAAGCCAGCCGAAGAAUAUGAAAAUGAAACUACCAACAAUUCGGAAAACAAUAAAGAAACUAAAUCUUCAUCGGAAUCUCACAAUAAGUCUAAAGAUGAUGAUGUCAUACCCAUAGAACUGCCACCGGUACCUAUUAUCGAAAUUGAUGAUGAAGAUGAUAUGGAAACUAUAAAAGAAACUCAUGCAAAUGAUGAUAAAACUUCAAUGGAUGUAGAUGAAAUUCUUAAAGAAUCUGUCAAUUCAAUUGAAGAAAAUACUGACUCUGAAGUAAACAAUGUUGAAACUAAUACUGAAAAGGUUUGUGAAACUGAAGACACAUUACUAGAGAAGUCUUCAGAAAUGCCAUUGGAAGAUGAUGCAAAACCAGAAGAACCAAAGCCUUCCAACGAAAUAGAAGAAACCAAUGAUGAGGUUUUCUACAAUAAGGAAUGUAUUAAUUAUGAGUGUCCUCAUAAACAUAAGCAGUACUUCAGAGUACCGCAGUUUGCGUUCAGUUACUUUAAGGUAACGAAAAAGAAAUUUAAGACUCAAUAUAUUUGUGCAGAUUGCUAUGACAAAGCCUUGGAAAUGUAUGAGGAAUUUUGUGGUUUAAUAAGUGCUAAACAACCUUUACUUUUGGAAAAUAUACCAACUGGUAGACAAGAAUUUGUAGAAAUCAUUGACAGCAGCGAUGAUGAGGACACUAGCAGUGAUAAGACCAAAUCCCUAGAGCCAACAAAAUCAGCUUUCUCGAAAAACGAUUUAUCCGUUAUCGAGUCAGAAUUACACGCUACUAUUAAGUCAGUUUUGAAUAGAGUUGAGAUACAAAAUCAAUUAACUUGGUCCAAAACUAUACUAAUGGAGCGUCUAAAACGCUUAGAAAUGGAAACGGACUACGUGGAUGGCGAACUAAAGGCUCUGCAAAAAAAGGCUGAUAAGAUGCAUGAAGGAUUAUAUUCGUGUCCCAAAAUAAAAAUACGACAACUGCAGCCAUUGGACUUGAAUAGUGGCAAAUUAAUGAGUUUUGAGCCAACUGUGCAAAAAGAAGUACAGCCUAUUCCACCAGUGGGUGAAAUUGAAAGACCACCCAUCCAACAAGGUUUUCUUUAUUUUGCCGUUAAAAAUAAUCCCAUUGCUAGUUGGGUACCUUGUAGAGUCAUCGAAACAGUUGAGAGUAGUAGUUCGGUGUCUUAUAAUGUUAAACAUUAUAAAAUAAAAUUCAUUAAAAAUCAGGCACAAAUACCUAAAACAGUACCAGCCAAAUAUUUGGCCUAUUAUGAUCCCCCAGCAGUUAGAUUGCCAAUAGGAACACGUGUUAUUGCAUAUUUUGAUGCGACUUCUCUUGCCAGAGGACGUGAGAAAAUUAAUGUUCAAAGCGCCUUUUAUCCUGGCAUUAUUGCAGAACCUUUAAAACCAAACAAUAAAUUUAGAUAUUUAAUCUUCUACGAUGAUGGCUAUACCCAAUAUGUCUACCACAAGGAUGUACGUUUAGUUUGCCACGUAUCAGACUGUGUUUGGGAAGAUGUUCAUCCAGCUUCCAGAGAUUUUAUACAAAAAUAUUUAACACAAUAUUCGAUAAAUCGUCCCAUGGUACAAACCCAAAAAGGACAAUCUAUGAACACCGAAUCAAAUGGUUAUUGGUUGCAUGCUCGUGUCGUCGAUAUUGACUGCAGUUUGGUAUUAAUGCAAUUUGAAGGUAGUAAAAGUCAUACCGAAUGGAUAUAUCGUGGUUCGUUGCGGUUAGGUCCCGUUUUUAAGGAGUACCAGAAAUCACUACAAAAGAAUUCUAAUAUGCCGGUGUCGCGUUUGCCCAGACGUACUGAACCAUUUAUACGUUAUACCGAAGAUGAGGAGACUUCAUCUCAGCAGCAGCAACAACAACAACAGCAGCAACAACAGCAGCAGCAGCAACAAACAGAUAAAUCAGUUGAUAAUAAUCGUGCUGUGGCUCGUAAAACUUUUGGCAGACCAGAGUCCAUGAUGAAUGCUGCGCAACCCAGUAGCUAUCAACAACAGCAACAGCAUCAGCCUAUCGUGAAACAUUUAAAUAAUUCUACUAUUUAUGUAGAAGACGAAAAUAAACCUAAAGGAAAGGUCGUUUACUAUACAGCUAAGCGGAAUUUGCCGCCACGCAAAUUUAAAUCCCACAAAUGUUCACCCGCAUGUCUCUUUGAAAUCACUCAUAAUCUUAGCGCUUAUAGUCCCUUAUCGAAACCGUUACUCUCUGGCUGGGAACGUUUCAUAAUACGUCAAAAAAUCAAACGCGUCGUUACCUAUCGUACCCCGUGUGGUAAAAUUCUACGUAACAUGAAGGAGUUACAUCACUAUUUACGUGCCACAAAAAAUGUUUUAAAUGUGGACAAUUUUGAUUUCAGUCACGAAAUUAGCUGCUUGGCCGAAUAUGUCAUUGAAAGUGCUAUUGUGCAGAAGCGUGAUAUAUCUGGAGGUCAGGAAAAAAUGGCCAUACCAUUGGUGAAUUAUUAUGACAAUACCCUACCGCCGGAAUGUAAAUAUUCGGCUAAGGUUAUACCUACAGAAGGUGUACAUAUUAACACGGAUCCGGAAUUUUUGGUUGGAUGUGAUUGUGAGGACGAUUGUGCGGAUAAGAGCAAAUGCGCUUGUUGGCAAUUAACUUUGGCUGGUGCUAAAUAUGGCAAUCCCAAUGCUGCUCCCGAAGAGGUGGGCUAUCAAUAUAGACGUCUGCACGAUCAUGUGCCAACUGGUAUCUAUGAAUGUAAUGCUAAUUGCAAAUGCAAGAGUAGCUGUCUUAAUCGUGUUGUGCAGAAUUCUUUGACAAUGAAAUUGCAAGUAUUUAAGACCUCAAAUCGUGGUUGGGGUCUACGUUGUAUUAAUGAUAUACCACGCGGUAGUUUUGUAUGCGUCUAUGCGGGUCACUUGUUAACCGAAGCAAAAGCCAAUGAGGGUGGUCAAGAUGCUGGCGAUGAGUAUUUUGCUGAAUUGGAUUAUAUAGAAGUUGCAGAACAAAUUAAAGAAGGUUAUGAAUCAGAGGUAGAGCUACCCGAGCCUGAAGAAGAGGACGCCUAUAAUCCAGAAAUGGAUGAUGAUGAUUUCACACCCAGCAAAUCAUUUCUGACAAGAGCAAAACAAAAACUAAAUGCCGCCAAGUCAACUCGACCUGGUAAUCAAGAAGAAGAUUCGCAAGAGAGACAAGUAAUCAAUUUUAAUCCAAAUGCCGACAUGAAUGAAGAUUCAGUUAGGGAAAAUUCCAUACGAACACUUUAUGGCAAAGAUGAAGCCUGUUAUGUAAUGGAUGCAAAAAUUUCCGGCAAUUUGGGUCGUUAUUUCAAUCAUUCUUGUGCUCCCAAUAUGUUCGUACAAAAUGUUUUUGUGGACACGCAUGAUUUACGUUUCCCGAAUGUGGCAUUCUUUUCCUCGUGUAACAUACGUGCUGGCACAGAACUAACUUGGAAUUAUAAUUAUGAAGUGGGUGUUGUACCGGGCAAAGUUUUAUAUUGCCAAUGUGGUGCUGCAAAUUGUCGCCUGCGCUUACUUUAAAAUGUAUUGAACUUUUUUCUCACGCAUUGCUUGUCCUCAACAGGAGCAAACUUUUUAUUAUUUUUAAUUAAUAUUAGAUUUUAUCUUAUUGUCAGUUUAUAGAGUUAAUAUUAAAAUUAAUUUUAAUAAAAUAUAUAUGUGAA